ACGCCGCCUGCGCCUCUCACGCCGUCUGCACCUCCGCUCGACACAUAAUAGGCGGUAGUGCGGAUUUCCGAACCCUUUCGUCAUCACUACUGGCGCGGGCAGCGUGAGCCUAGCUCGACGAGUUUCCAAAAGCCAGCCACAAAGACCACUGUGCAGGGGAGCCUCUCACCGCACGCGCGGACCGAGAACGUAGACGCAGAGGCUGCCCGAGCCAGCAUGGGCAAGCCCAAGCCCCUCCCCGCCGUGGCCGAGGUGCCCCCGGAGGCGCUCGCCGAGGACCGGCGCCGCGCCGAGGCCAUGGUCGCGCUCGUCAAGGAGAUGACCAAGGGCGAGGACCGGCGCGAGCGCCUGCUGCGGCGCGCGCGGCCGAGCGACCAGAAGACGCUGCUGAAGCGCUUCGAGCGCGAGCGCGCGCGCGACGCGCAGCGCAUCCGCGAGCUGUCGCAGGAGCGCGAGGCGCUCCUGCGCGCGUCGGUCCGCGACGCCGCCGCGGCCUCGGCGCCGCCGCCGGCGCGGGACCUCGGCGGCGACUCCGACGACGAGCCGCCGCCGCCGCGGACGCUCGACUUCUCGCGGCCCGCCGCCCCCAAGAACCUCAUGACCGCGCAGAAGCUCGCGCAGGAGAAGGAGAUCAUCGACAAGUUCAACCGGCUCUGCCGCCCCGGCCCGCCGCGCCGCGCGCGCGCGCCGCCGGCGCCCGCGUCGACGCGGCGGACCGCACGCGCCGGCGGCGGCGCCACGGCGCGGCGGACCGCCGCGCUGAUGGAGAAGCGGACGCUCCUCGUGCGGCUCCAGGGCAUCGUCGAGGAGGAGUCGGCGCUCCGGGCCGGCGGCGCGACGACGCGGCGGUCGACCGCGCGGUCAGUCUUCCGGACGCCGGCGAGGCCGUCGUCGGCGCGGUCCGUCGCAACGACGGCCUCCUUCGCGACGGUGGGCUCGCGCGCGGCCGCGCCGCCGCCGCGGCCGCGAGGGGUGCCGCGGCUGCGGCUUUGA
Molecule: messenger RNA, 993 nt
Organism: Pelagomonas calceolata
Lineage: Eukaryota; Pelagophyceae; Pelagomonadales; Pelagomonadaceae
Source: the annotation of a GenBank genome assembly